AUGAGCUUGAGGUACAUGAGCCGUGUGGGCGCGCGGGCGGCGCAGGCGGUGCGGGAGAGCACGGGCAGGUCGGUCAAGGACAAGGCGCAGUCGUCGUCGGCGUCGAUGGCGAGGAGCGGCGGCGGCAGCAGGGCGCCGGGCGCCGGGUCGGUGGAAUCGGGAAGGGCGAGCGCCGCGGCGGUGGCCAGGAGGAAGGCGGAGGAGGAGAAGCGGCGCCGCGCCGAGCAGGCGCUGCGCACCGUCAUGUUCCUCUCCGUCUGGGGGCCCAACACCUAG
Miscanthus lutarioriparius is the source of this 276-nucleotide messenger RNA. NCBI's taxonomy places the organism in Eukaryota, Viridiplantae, Streptophyta, Magnoliopsida, Poales, Poaceae. The record is from the annotation of a GenBank genome assembly.